AUGGAGGCACGACAAAUAUCUCAAGAAUUAAUAUUUAUUUGUUUAAAAUUUGGUAUAACUUAUCAAUCAAUUCAAGUCGACAAAGCAAAUCCUAAUAUCCUGAGUGAGCUUCAUAAACAAGCAGUAGAAAUCGUAUCAAAAACUAUUGGUAGCCUUGAAGUUAACAAUCAUCGUCACGAUAUAAAAUUAUUUCUUAUAUCACCUGAUCAUCAACCACCAAAUUUAAAAUUAAUAACACGCUCAACUGAUAUAACACCAACAUGUUUCAUCGAAAUAAUUAUAUGGCGUCCAGGCCAAGAAACAGUAAUUCCGCCGCGUGAUCAUAUGCUGGUUGAAUACAAUUAUAAAAAGCCAACAUAUUGUUCGGCUUGUGAUUAUUUUAUGUGGGGUUUAAUAAAACAAGGUAAACGAUGUAAAACGUGUCGACGUAACUAUCAUCAUCAAUGUGCUGAACAUUUACCAGCUGACUGUCCCGGUCCACGUACAAGGCGAGGCUCAUCCAUGAGUCAUACAUCAUCAAGUUCGACACUUAGCUCAAUGUCACAAGCGCAAGUAUUUACAGAUCAAGAUCUAAUAAGUGUAUCUCAGACUUCAUCAAAACGAACAAAAAUUGGAAAAUUCCUCAAUUCUGCAAUCUCUAAACAUUCACAUAGUUCUGGCGCAUCAACUAUAUCAACGAAUUCCACUUCAUCAAAAUCAACAAGAGGAGUAUUACAAAAUUCAAAUAAAAAUAAUGAUGACCAAAGUGCUUCGUUAAACAAUGCAGACGCACCAGUAGUACCAAGUUUGUCAGCAACUCAUGCUAAUAAGAAUGGACGUUCGUCACAAGAUCAAAAUUUGAAAGCAAAUAUUCGACCUUCCGUAACAUCACAAUUGUACAUUAAACCAAAUCAACGAAAAGAUUUCAAAUUAACAAAUGUUCAUGAAAAAGAUGGUAUUUGGUUAGCAACAGGACAAUUUGGACGAGAAAGUCGACACAGUAAACGUACAGAAAUAUCGUACGAUAAGAAGAAAUUUCGAUUCAUACAAAAAGAUGAAAAUGGAGUUAAACAUGAUUUUGAAAUACAAGCAUCAGAAAUUGAAGAUUUUCGAUAUCAAAUAUCAUCAAAUUCGGUUUUCAAUGGUUCCCAAUUUCUUGAUAGUAUAUCCGGGGCACCACCAUCUCAAGUUGUAGUCUAUCAAAAAUUAGCUUGUCUACUUCUCGAUACAAUAAAUGAAGCUGUUCAAUCCACAAAAGAUCAUAGAGCACGUUCAUCAUUUAAAAUGGUUCGUGGAACAGAAAAUGAUACAAAAGAUUUUGCAGAUCUAUAUGAUAUGAACGAAAAAGAAAUUCUUGGUAUGGGACGUUUCGGUAUGGUAUUUGGUGGUACCAUGCGUAAAAAUGGUGUAUGUGUUGCUAUAAAAAAGAUUCAAACAACACAAUGUACACAAAAAGAUCGAGAAAAUAUCGAACAAGAAGCUGCUUAUUUGUUUCAAUUAAAUCAUCCAGGUAUUCUUAAAUUCGAAGGUAUAUUUGAUUUUGAACAACAUAUACUGUUGGUAACUGAACGAUUAGAUACUGAUAUGUUAAACUAUAUCCUUUCGAAUACAAAUCCAAAAUCUCGUCUCAGUGAAGAUGCUACAAGAUUUCUCGCUUUUCAGCUUGUUGCUGCUAUUCGAUAUCUACAUUUCAAAAAUAUUGCUCAUUGUGAUUUGAAACCUGAUAAUGUUUUAAUCAACAUAUUUCCUGAUGGUAUAGUGCAUUUAAAAGUUGGCGAUUUUGGCUACGCUCGAACAAUUCAUGAACAUUCAUUACGUUAUACGAAAGUUGGCACUAUUGCUUAUUUACCACCUGAGGUAUCUCUUGAUCAGUGGCGUCGUGCUAAAGGUUACAAUAAGACUGUUGAUAUGUGGGCUAUUGGUGUAAUUGUAUUUGUCAGUAUAACUGGCUAUUUUCCAUUUCAUGAAGAGAUGGAUAUAAUGCCACAGCUUGAUAAUAUUCCAAAAUUAUUUCAAGAUGAAAUAUUUAGCCAUGUAACAGAAGAAUUAAAAGAUUUAUUGCGUUGUCGUCUAUUAGUGCCGGAUGCUGGCCAUCGCAUGCAUUCGGCAGGUGUCAUCUAUCAUGAUUGGUUUCAGAAAUCUCGUAAUUUACUUGGAUUAUGUCGACAGCUAGAAGAGUGUUUAGAGAAAAAAUGGUUGACUUUAUUUUUUGAAGAAGUUGAGUCAACUGUGCCAAUUCCAUUUGCAACUGUUGAAGAAAGUGACAGUAGUUAA
Molecule: messenger RNA, 2253 nt
Organism: Rotaria socialis
Lineage: Eukaryota; Metazoa; Rotifera; Eurotatoria; Philodinida; Philodinidae
Source: the annotation of a GenBank genome assembly